Messenger RNA from Moneuplotes crassus, 751 nucleotides. The record is from the annotation of a GenBank genome assembly. NCBI's taxonomy places the organism in Eukaryota, Ciliophora, Spirotrichea, Euplotida, Euplotidae.
AAUUAAUAAAACCAUACCAGUUAAAAUGGGCACAUUUGUACAGAAAAGAUUGUUUAAAGUGCUGACUCUGCUUCUCAUUAUGACAACCAUUUUGUGAAAAAGCUCCUCCCGUAGUGGAGGUUAUAGAAGAACUUACUCAAGCUCAAGAACAUCAGGAACCAGCUCAACCGGAACAUGAACUGGAAGCACAAUGAAAUGUGUUAUUAUUCCUCUGUGAAUUUUUGCAGGUUUCAUUCUGAUAAUAUUGAUAAUUAUCGGAAUAUUUCAUGGAGCAAGAUACGCCAAAAAGAUGAAGAAGAAAUAUAGAGAGUUUAUACAAAAUAGAGAGAAAAAGAACCUAAAAGAGAAACAAUUGAAAGAGGCUUCACGGCUUGAAAAGUUGCAUCAGGAGAACAAAAAUAACCUUCACAAGAACCUAUAUCCUGAGAUACCCAAUUCAUAUCCAGAUUUUGGAUAUCAAGCGAGCACCAACAACAUAAUAAUGCCUGGCACCUCAGGAUAUCCAGACCCCCAACCACCUAACCCAUCAUACCCAAAUCCUGUUCCUGUAAUAUACAACCCCUCUCAGUACGGAGUGAGGUACGAUCAGACUGUACCUUCAGCUCCUCCUAAAAGGCCUACUAAGGAAGACUACGUCAAUCCGAACCCGUAUGCUUACCCUAGUGCCUUCUCCCCGGCAGGGCCUGAUGUGGUGACUAAUUCUUAAAGAGAGAAUAGGUGAGUGCCCUUAACUACUUUGAGAGGGAUUAUA